This is a messenger RNA of Seminavis robusta, 2149 nucleotides long. Lineage: Eukaryota; Bacillariophyta; Bacillariophyceae; Naviculales; Naviculaceae. The record is from the annotation of a GenBank genome assembly.
AUGGAGUCUGUUCCCUUGUCUGAGAUCAAAGUUGCCAUUCUAGGCCAUGUGAGUGUUGGCAAGACUACAGUACUGAAUGCCAUCUUGGGCGACAAAUUUGGAGAAGUCUCCAUGCGUCGAACUACUGCAGGAAUCAACUUCUUUCGCAUUGUACCCUCAACAGAGGCUACCACAGAGCAGUUGUCCAAGGAUUGGCUAAAGGAGGAGGGCAUUAAGACUGCAGACAAGGUACAUGAAGAAAUUGAAGAGUCCAACAAAAAGCUUCGUGCAGCCCAGCAGAUCGAGGAAAAGUGGUUCAAUGUUGCUCGUGAUCCACUUUGUGAGAUGAGAGAAAACACUUCUCUGGUGCUUGUGGACAUUCCUGGCAUUAACGAAGCAGAUUCCAACAGCAUCUACAUGAACUAUGUGCAGACAAACUGGAAGAGCUUUGAUUGUGUCGUUGUGGUCAUGGAUGCAAGACAAGGAGUCAAUACAGAGGAGCAGGUUGGGCUACUUCGUCUUGUCAAAGAGAAUCUCUCCAAAAAGAAGCCCCUUCCGGUUAUUGUUCUUUUCAACAAGGUGGAUGAGCCAGAUGAUACAGAGCAGGCACUCCUUGUGCAGGAGUCACAGAAGAAGAUAGCCUCAAUGUUUGGUGUUGGUUGUCGAGAAGAGGCAGUGAAACAGCUGCCAAAGUUGUCUGGCAAGAAGGGAGCAGCACAUGCAAUACCUAUAUCUGAUUUGUACCCUGUAGUCAUCCCUGUGUCUGCCAUCAGAGCAUUUUUCUACAGAUCAGCCUCUAGCCUUUCAUUUGAAGAGUUCAGGAAGAAGUUUGAUAAGGAAAUCGUUGACAAGAUUGGCCGUGAAGAGUUGAGCAGGCACAAAUGGAGGAAGAUGUCCAUCGACCAGAAAUAUAAAGCCCUGUAUGAUCUUGUGGUUGAUGGUUCUGAGGACGACGAGGAAGUGACACAAGGCACAGGUUUUGAUACAUUCCUUUGUGCUCUCUCUGUUUCUGUUGGUGGCCAUGAGACUCAAACCAAGCUGUUGCACACCCAACUUGAUGCAGCUAUUCAAUCCAUGAACAAUCCAUCAUGCUCCCAGCUGAAGGCUCUCCACCAGAAGAGCAAUGCAAUCAAUAAAGACAUGGGAGAUAUCAAGAAGACUUUUUGGACAAAGUAUGCAUCCUGCAAGGAGGAAGCCCUUGAGACUCUCAGUGAGGGACCACGGGUUGAAGUCAUGGCCCAACCAGCAGCUCUGUUGCAUGAGUACUUUUCCUUUGCCACUUCUGUGGGGUGGAAUGAUGAAGCAAAGUUGGUGGAGAAAUCCUUUGGUAAGCUCAUCCAUGAACAGCUUGGUGUUAUUGUCAACAAACAGAACUUGGAUUUGGCAGCAAAGGCACAUCUAUCAAGAGGUGGCAUUGAAGACAACUGCCGACUUUGCAGCGACUGCAGGGGCACUGAGGACUCUGGCAAACCUCGAAAGAGAAAGCAGCUUGUCAUGAGGGCUCGUUCAACAAGGAGGAAGAGCUACAGAUCUGAUGAUGACGAUUCUACGAGUUCAAAAAGGAGGAAGAGCAACAGGUCUGUUGAUGACGAUUCUGUAGUAAUCUUAGAUCACCAGCAAGAGUGCUACAAGCACGGCGAACUAACUUGGGAUGCCCUGUCUCUCUAUGAUUGGAUUGCGAUAUUUCAAUCUUUCCUCCACACGAUGCCCUUUGAGGUGUUGUCAGAAGACAUACUAAAGAUUGAGAUGCUCAAGGAUGAAUAUGUAUCUCACUUGCCAUCAACCAUGAUGAAACAAUGUGAGUGCAUUCACUGCUACAACAAGAACGAAGGCUCUUUCGGCGAUGAGGAUCUUGUCUGCAACUCUUGUGGAACUGAUUUUGAAAGGGCAGACAAAUGUCAAAAAACUAUUCAGAAGGACAACUGGAAAGUUUACUCUGAAGGCGGUCGAACCAAAAUUGUUGGUCGCCUGGCCAACAUAGAGAUUCCUUCUUCUCCCUUGGAUAAAAAGCAUUGGGGUCAUGUUGCCUGGAGCUUUCGCAAGCUCACGGACUCUGCUCGCCAGCAUGCUAGUGGCUAAGUCCUUGCGAAAUGCGAAAUGCCUCCACUGGCCACGGGGCUCAAAAGCGCACGUAUGGAUCUCCGGUAGUUCGGUAGAGCAAACAUUUCAG